UUUGAGGUCGACGAAUGCGUUGAUUAUACUUCCCCGACAAAAUCACCAAUGAUCCGCAUGUUUGGCAUCACAGAGGCAGGAAAUAGUGUUAUGUGUGAUGUCAAAGGAUUCUUACCUUACUUUUACGUUCCUGCACCAAUUGGAUUUAGGAAUGACGAUGUUAAGGAAUUUCAGACGGCUCUUGAGGAUGCUUACCUGCCACAAAGGCUCAUGGAUAAACUUAUGAGUUUUAUCAACUACCUAGAAAUGGCGCGCGUGACCGGAGUUCCUUUCAAUUAUCUUCUAUCACGCGGUCAGCAAAUUAAGGUCGUAUCACAAUUGUACAGAAAAGCAUUUGAGCAAGGAUUGGUGAUUCCGGCGUUGAAAUCCGAAGGCAUAAAAUUCGAAGGAGCAACUGUCAUUGAUCCCGAAAAGGGAUUUUACAAUACCCCAAUAGUGACCCUGGAUUUCAGUUCCCUGUACCCUUCGAUCAUGAUCGCUCAUAAUCUUUGCUACACAACUUUGGUUGAUGACAGAGAAAUCGAGAACUUAAAGUUGAAGUGUGAAGAAGAUUAUAUAACUACACCGUAUCUUUCAGCUCGAUUCGUGAGAGCACACCUUCGGAAAGGUUUGCUUCCAACGAUCCUGGAAGAUUUGCUUGCCGCACGUAAAAGAGCGAAAGCCGAUCUGAAAAAAGAAACCGAUCCGUUUAAGAAGGCUGUCUUAGACGGAAGGCAAUUAGCUUUGAAGAUGAGCGCAAACUCCGUCUAUGGGUUUACAGGAGCGACUGCGGGUAAAUUGCCUUGCAUUGAAAUAUCAGCAAGCGUCACUGCCUAUGGACGACAAAUGAUUGAGCGAACAAAGCAGGAGGUCGAAAGUCAUUUUUCAAUCAUCAACGGUUACAAGCAUGAUGCUCAUGUUAUAUAUGGUGACACCGAUUCGGUAAUGAUAAAAUUUGGUGUAGAAGAAUUGAACGAAGCCAUGGAAUUAGGUAGCUUUACCUCAAUUCUUUUAAACAUUUGGGUUUCCGUUAAGACCAAUCAUUUAACAACUAGGUCGAGAGGCAUCUAA
Molecule: messenger RNA, 1050 nt
Organism: Acaulospora colombiana
Lineage: Eukaryota; Fungi; Glomeromycota; Glomeromycetes; Diversisporales; Acaulosporaceae
Source: the annotation of a GenBank genome assembly